Beta vulgaris subsp. vulgaris (sugar beet) is the source of this 1651-nucleotide messenger RNA. Its product is annotated as ABC transporter I family member 11, chloroplastic. Gene Ontology annotation, molecular function: ATP hydrolysis activity; ATPase-coupled transmembrane transporter activity; ATP binding. Gene Ontology annotation, biological process: transmembrane transport. The transcript is spliced from 10 exons. The record is from RefSeq and is a predicted model, not a curated record. Gene Ontology annotation, cellular component: chloroplast envelope; membrane. The coding region runs from base 107 to 907 and encodes 266 amino acids. NCBI's taxonomy places the organism in Eukaryota, Viridiplantae, Streptophyta, Magnoliopsida, Caryophyllales, Amaranthaceae.
ACUUGAGCUUUCCUGAACCAUUCUCCCAUUACAUUGGAUCACAAUCAUAUCGUAUUUUCUCAUAAACAGUCGGAAGUUUGAAAGUUCAAACUCUAAGGAGAGAGAGAUGAAUAUCUGCAUGGAAGUUCACUCCCCCCUUAUGUUUACCAAUUUCAUGGGUACUCCAGUUAUUAGUCCCCUUUCCGUUGAUUUCAAAAUGAAGUCAAGAAAGUUACAGCCUUUAAGAAUCUUCUGUGACCAUUCUUGCUUUGAAGUGAGAAAUCUUUGUUAUAGGCCACCUGGGACUCAACUUAAUAUUUUAAAUAACAUAAGCUUUUGUCUUCCACAAAAAAGGUUUGGCUUAAUCUUCGGACGGAGUGGCAGUGGAAAAACAACACUGCUGCAGCUACUUGCUGGGCUAAGCAAACCCACAUCAGGUUCCAUUCUUCUACAAAGGUAUGGAGAGGAUGGAUGUCCGAAUCAGCCUCCUGAUUUGUUACCAGCACAGCGAGUUGGUAUUGUUUUCCAGUUCCCUGAAAGGUACUUUCUGGCUGAUACUCUAUUGGAGGAGAUCACAUUUGCCUGGCCAAAUAAAAAGGGGAGUCUUCAAAUGAGGGAAGAUCUUGCUUCAAAUCUUGCACGGGCUCUAAAUUGGGUAGGGUUGAAUGGUGUUCCCCUUGAUAAAGAUCCUCAGUCUCUUAGUGGCGGCUACAAACGUCGACUUGCUCUUGCCAUUCAAUUAAUUCAAGUUCCAGAAUUGUUGAUACUAGAUGAGCCUCUUGCUGGUCUUGAUUGGCAGGCACGAGCAGAUGUAGCAAAAUUACUGAAGCAUCUGAAGAAGGAAUUGACUCUACUUGUUGUGAGCCAUGAUCUUAAGAGAGGAUGUAUUGUGAAACACCCAAAAGAGGAAAUGGUGCACGUAUGGUGAAACAUCCAGAAAAAAAAAGUGGUGCAUGUAUUGUGAAACGAAGGUAGUAUAAUAUAUCUCAAUGAUGAUGCAUGUGCACUUACAUUCUUCGUCGGUUUUGAUCCACUGCUCCGUGGCUGCAUCACCACUUGUGUCUUCCACUGGAAGAUCCAAACCUUUCUGGGUAAUUGCAUCUUGAGGUAGUUUCAUAUCAGUACUAGGGCGCUGUUUUUUCCUUUUCUUGAGAGUGCCCCAACAGCCAGUUCGACUCUUUCCACCACCUUUGAGUACUGAAUCUUCAUAGCUAUUAUUUUUCCUGGUCUCCUGCUUGUCAAAUUUGGCCUCUUUUGCAGCAGAUGCAGCUUUGCUGAUUUCAGGAUGCACUUUUGUGUGGAAAAGCUGAUUGAUCUGUAGAUCGAAAUCUAAGUUAGGUACACUAUUCUUGUCUCCAUGUUAUGUUGGGAUAUAGUCAUUUUAAACAACCAAUGGCUGUUGGGAAAAUGAUUUCCGAUCCCAACUCCCACGUCCCGGUGUGCACCUUACAAAAAUAGAAUCACGUGUGGCUGGAUCAAUCAGAACCAUCAAAUCACGUCUUGUAUCAUGGUCCAUUGUUGUAAAUGCUGAUUUUCCUUGUGAACUCUUAUUAUUUCUUACUUUUUCUACUAAUAAUAGAUUGGAGUGAAUUUUUAAGGCGUUGAAUUACAAAGAACUUUGUAUAAAGAUAAUAUAAUUUUUUGGAAUUAGUAUUCAUUCCUAAACAAUCUA